AGCGGCUCGAGCCCGGCUCACGACGUCCCCCCAGCGCACACUGAAGCGGCCCCCACAAGGCGCCUUUUCCAGGCGAUGGCGCCCGUUGCACUCGCGGUCGUCGCCACCCUGCUCGGCCUCUCCAGCGGCGGCCGCGUCGACCGGGGCAGGCGCCACGAGGCGGGGCACCACGCGCGCGGCGACAACGCGACCGCGGCGGAGCUCGAGCACCAGCGCACCAAGGACUUGCUCGAGCGGGCAUCCGCCGAGGCGGCGUCCGCCCAGGCCAUCCUCAAGGAGGUGCAGGACGCAGGGAUCUACAAGGCGGCGGAGAACCUCCGGAGGGCCAGGGCGCAGGAGGACGCCAAGGAGCAGCAGAAGCUGCUGGGCACCAUGGACCUCAUGCUGCGGUCGCCAGCGCCCGCGAAGGCGUACUGGGCUCCGGGCGGUGCUGCGCCGCCUCGGGAGCCCCUCGCGCAGCCCCCCCUCGGCGCGCCAGGACAGGAAGCAGGCCGCGAAGCAGCCUGUGCAGACGCAGGUCUCUCAGAAGGACAUGGACGCGUUCGUCGCUACAUUGUCCUCUGCAUGUGGCAAGCAGUUUAACGCAAUCAUGGCCGGGAGCGCUCCGGCGAUCCACACCUUCGGCGAGGUGGGCGUGAACUCCACCGAGGGCGGCUGCGGCAGGCUCGAGGGCGCCCUGUGCGACACCGAGGCCCAGAUCGAGUCCGCCAAGUCGGGCCCGGCGGACCGCCGCAUGAGGUCCUUGCAUCACGUCACGGGCCAGGGCUGCCUGCCAAGCCAGUGCACGCAGAAGGACGACCUGGCGGCCCUGGCGGGCUUCAUGCAGUCGAGGGCCAAAGAGGCGGUGCCCGGCACCGGCAUCCUGGUGAGGCUCAGCGUGGACUGCACGGGCAGCGGCGGCGCCACGGCCAAGGUGGGGUACGACGACGGCGCUGGCCCCACCAACCAGCUGCACAAGGCCCUGUCGACGAAGUCCGGCGCCGCGCGCGGAGGAGCCGCCCUCGCGGCCCUGGCGAUCGGAGCCGCGGCGGCGAUGUGAGGCCUGGCCCGAGGAGGAGGGCUCGGGGAGAGGUCGACGAGGUCGGGGUGGAUGCUCAGGCACCUCGCACGGUCGCGGCGGCGCGGCGGCCGAACGUCGAGCGGCCGCGCGGCAGUAGCGCGGCCUCGCCUGCGCGGAGCGCCCGCCUCGCGGCGCGCUGCCCCCUCGGAGAGGAA
This is a messenger RNA of Prorocentrum cordatum, 1215 nucleotides long. The record is from the annotation of a GenBank genome assembly. Lineage: Eukaryota; Dinophyceae; Prorocentrales; Prorocentraceae.